GUGUGGAUUUAUGGGUUACUUGUCAUUCAUAACAUAUCAGAACGUCUUUGUUGGAUACAUCCCUGUGAUAUGCUUAUUCGAUUAUUCGAGUCACUUCACCCUUGCUGCAUCUGGAGAAGAUGAAGCCGCAAUGCCCAAAAUCGAUACUUCUCCUCCACCUCCGUCUCCUUUGUCCUAGAUCCUGGUUAUCGAUCUGCGAGAUGCUCCGGUUUUACGCGUUCAGCCAUUAACCAACUAGACGUCUAUUUGGGAAUGUCCAUGUACCACUACGCGGAUCUCCUGCCCGACAGUACGCAUUCACAUUUGAAAAAGCGCAGCUGUUCACGAGAUUCGAGAUUAUUAACAGUACAGCUGGUGGCAUUCACCAUUCACGUCAUAAACAGCAUUCGGGAAGGACAAGCUCGCGUUGUCCUCUUCCGUGGCACCAAAUAACAGUCUGUGGUUCCUGGCAGAUUCUCAAAGUCAAGCAAAACAAUGAAGACAAAACAUGUAUUCGGUUUUGUGACGAUAUUCGGAGCGUUUUGUUCCUGUCUGCUUGUGAUAGCCUUAACCGUCAGAGAGAGCACGCCUCUUUCAAAGCCAGAUGUCAGAGAGGAAGUUCGACGUUCUAGUGACUGGCAAGGCCCGAUGUCUGUGAACGGGAAAACACUAUCUGAUUUGAAGGCAGACCAGGGAAACGCCUUAGGGAGUACUAUUGCACAGACGGACCCUAAAAGCUGUUCAUAUGCUCCAAAUUCAAACAUUCAACUCGCUUCAACUAAAACGGACUUUAAACUAGGGGACACAAUUUCUGUAAAAAUCCAACUUUUCGACGAGUACAAGCGACGUAAAACCAAGGGAGGGGAUAACGUGAGAAUAUGGAUGAGCGAAAAGUCGAAAGAAGCACGAGCAGCCGGUGUUGUCACUGACAACAAAGACGGCACCUACACAGGAACUCUCCGAGCUCUCUGGACCGGAAGUCCGAAAAUCGAGGCCACCAUAGCCAGUCGUAAAGAAAAUGUGGAUAUAUUCUAUAGGGUAUAUCGCGAUUACUACACACUGAGGAAUAUAUCAGCGAUGUUCGAGAGCGACGGCGUCAAAGAGGAGACUUUGUGCCUGCCUAUCCCAAAUAUCCGAGGAUUUACGAACGUCUGUAACUUGACGGCCGAGAAUUACGGUCUCCCAUGGUAUUGUGGGAAACCAUCACACCGGAAGUUGCUGUGUCACGACUUCACGGGACUACGUGAACCGGAUAAACAGCCAUCUCUGUUUACGCCACACGAAGCAAAAUUCUUCCAAGGAAACAUGCUACAUCAAACCAUUCCCACAGCUAUUGAGAUUAAAGUGACGUCAGACCAAGAGACAGUUUCCUUGCCAAGUGUCCCUUGUAACAAAACGCCUUUGAGGAAAAGCUGGGAGGCAUCAACACCUGUUGGCUUCUUCUACAAGAAUUCCUGGAGGUCUCUAACUUGUAAAAACACAAUUCCAGCUGAUCCGAAAAUAUACAGAGAAUGUCUGAAAAACCGGAGACUUUGGAUCCAUGGCGAUUCCUCUUCCAGAUCGUGGUUCAAUACUUUAACUGAGCGUUUAGGAUUGAAACUGGUCACAGAGCAAUGGCACCAUUCCAAGUGGCACAAACCAGCAGUGGCAAUGGACAAGAACUUGAACAUCUCGCUGAUGCUGGUGCCUCAUGAGUACCCGUUUUAUCAUGGAUACACGUUCAACAAACUGGCUUACAACAGAGCAACUCAUGCCUAUCUUGAUGACAUUCCAAAUAAUUCAAGGGAUAUAUUUCUCAUUCAUAUAUACCUUCAUUUUAACCCCUUCCCCUCCAGAGGUUUUUAGAACACAUAUGCAACGAAUUGCCCGAUCUGUCAAAUCGUUAGCUGCUCGCGCCCCCGGGGUUAAAGUGGCGAUACGAGGGACUCAUGCUUUCAAGGGUAGGGGCAAAAUAGGGUUUCUGGAUGACUGUUGGAUGUUCCCAUACGACACAAUUCAGCGGGACGCAUUUAAGGGGCUCGAGAACAAUGUGCUUUUCUUAAAUAAUAUAGAUUUGACAGUGGCCACAGAAAACGACGACCAGCAUCCAAACUCGUUAGCCCUUGAUUCCCUCAUCAAUCAUUUCAUGGGAUCCGUUUGUGAGGGCUGAAAAGAUGGGUGUGAGUGUGUGCGUGCGUGCGCGCGUGUGUGUGCUUGUUGGGCUGUUUGUAAUUAUAUGAAAUCGGUUUAAUGGUCUCUGAUAACAACUAAAUUCAUUACUACUAUGUCCACUUCUUAUUGCGGGGCGAUGGGGUAGCCUAGU
This is a messenger RNA of Haliotis rubra (blacklip abalone), 2281 nucleotides long. RefSeq names its product NXPE family member 3-like. The record is from RefSeq and is a predicted model, not a curated record. The transcript is spliced from 4 exons. Bases 475 to 1824 code for a protein of 449 amino acids. Lineage: Eukaryota; Metazoa; Mollusca; Gastropoda; Lepetellida; Haliotidae.